This is a messenger RNA of Anopheles coustani, 11252 nucleotides long. RefSeq lists its product as uncharacterized. Gene Ontology annotation, molecular function: zinc ion binding. NCBI's taxonomy places the organism in Eukaryota, Metazoa, Arthropoda, Insecta, Diptera, Culicidae. The coding region runs from base 343 to 8163 and encodes 2606 amino acids. The record is from RefSeq and is a predicted model, not a curated record. Gene Ontology annotation, cellular component: Cul2-RING ubiquitin ligase complex. The transcript is spliced from 10 exons.
AAGCACGAUGCGAAUGAUUCUUAAGUGCUGCGGAAAAGAAGCCUUAUAUUUCGAGGAAAUUGAUACAACUGGUCAGGCGAUAUAUUUUUUCACGAGCACUCAAUGCUACAAUCAGAACAGCUCACAACCAUGAUAGUGGCAAACCUAUGGAGCUAAUUACUAAAAAUUAACUGUUUUUGGCAAAACAGUGAUUACAACUAUUGCUGAAAUGCAGCGCCUUGGCUAUCGUAUGUAGAAAAUCCCGCUUUUUGUACCAGGCCUGGGUCGAAGGAGGGGGCCAAGUGGUGUCGCAAUAAAAACAUUACCCCAUUCCGUCCUCCUGACGGAAGCAGCAGUGUAAGGAUGUUCCACUGCAACAGAGACCCGGCGAAGGCAUCGAACUGUAGCAAAAGUAGUAGUACAUCUGCGAAAGCUCAUGGACCAUACCAUCAACCCUACUCCCUGCUGGACAUCACUGCCCGAAUUGUUGCGCAAAAUGAGCCGUUUCAGAAGAUUGAGGAACGGUACGAUCGAAUACCGGAGCCGGUACAACGGCGGAUCGUAUUUUGGUCCUUUCCGCGCAAUGAGAAGGACAUCUGUAUGUACAGUUCCUUAUCAAGGGUUUCCUCGAUCAACUCGGUGGAAUCACAAAGCCUUAGUUUCUGCACCGGGCUCAAGCUAGUGGAAACGGGAUGCGUUGAGAACGUCCUUCAGGUUGGCUUCCACCUGAGUGGAAUCGUGUGGUCGCAUCCACCGAACCAAAGCGAACGCCACAGCCAUGGCAGCGGCAACCAUGCAGGCUCGUCUUCCGGAAGCCGUAAUAAUGAAAUCAUAGGCUACCUACUUCCACCAAACCAAAACCUGCUGAACAACAACUAUCAUCAUCAUCAUCAGCAUCAGCAACAGCAGCAGGCACAUCAUCACCAUCAUCACCAUCACCAUCACCAUCACAACCAGCAUCAUCAUCAGCCGCAUCAGCAACAACAGCAGCAGCAACAGCAGCAACAACAACAGCAACAACAACACCAUCCUCAUCACAAUCAUCAUCAGCAACAACUUCCUCACAAUCAUCAUGCGCCACCCAUCUCUCCUCCGCCGCCAGUGGCCGCGCUGGGGCAACCACAAGGCGCCGGUGGUGCUCAGGUGGCCGCAGCUGCCGCCGGUUUCCCGCCCGGACAUGUGCUGGUGCCGCCAGCGAUCGGUCCCGGACCGAUACAACCGAAUGGGCAACCGUAUAAUGCGGGAAAUAUCGACCAUCAUCGGGGCGAUGCAUUUAACAACCUUGCCAUCGCUGGGUCAGUUUCCGGAGGUAGUGGUGGUGGUGGAGGUAGUGGAUUGGACGAAAAUAAGAAAUUCAAGGUGUCCGUGAGCUUUGAUCGAUGUAAGAUUACAUCGGUAACGUGUAGCUGUGAUACGAAGGACAUUUUCUGGUGUCAUCACGUCGUCGCGCUGGCCCUCUACCGGAUACGCAAUGCCGAGACGGUGAAACUACGAGUUCCUAUAUCCGAGACGCUGUUGCAGAUGAACCGGCAGCAGUUGCAAAAAUUCAUCCAAUAUCUCAUCGCCGAGCAUCACACGGAAGUGCUACCGACCGCGCAGCGUCUGGCGGACGAAAUAUUGCAGCAACGGUCGGAAAUCAACUCCAUCUGCGGUGCGCCCGAUCCAACGGCUGGCGCAUCGAAGGAUGACGACCACUCGUGGCAUCUGGACGAGACGCAGGUUUGCGAGGCGGUCAAAACAUACCUCGGCCAGGGCAGCUAUUACUACAGCAGCAAGCACCUGAACUCGCUGUUCGGAAAAGUGCGGGAAAUGCUACGAGCCCAAGACUCGAACGGUGCGCGCAUGCUGACCCUCAUCACGGAGCAGUUCCUAAACGAUCCGCGGUUGGUACUGUGGAAGAACCACGGGACCCCCAUGACGGAAAAGUGUCGCCAGCUGUGGGACCAACUCGGUGCGCUGUGGGUGUGCAUUGUGUUGAACCCGAAGUCGACGCAUGCCGAACGGAUGCACUGGAAGACACUGCUCGAGAAAUGGUCCAAGAGCGAUGUGUGCCCCCAAGAGGAUCCGGAUCUGCGCACCUCGCCUUCCUCGUCCAAUCGGGAGAGUGUUCGUGAUCGCUCGAACCGUGAACGGGAGCGCGACAGGAAUCGGUUCUUCCGGGAAAACAACCUACGCAAUAUGAUGCACUACAAUCAUCAUCACCAACAGCAGCAGCAGCAUCAGCAGCAACAGCAGCAUCAGCCAGCGCUACAUAACAAUCACGCGAACGGUGGUGGUGCGUGUCUGGGCCAUUUGCAAGACAAUCCGUACCGGAUGCAGUACAACCAUCGCCAUGGUGGUGUGAUGCGAAACCGGCUCGGCGGAGACGGGAAUGGGAAUCGUGGUGGAAACAACCAUCAUCUGAACGAACAGUACGACAGCUCCGAGACGGACUCGGAUUCGGACGAAGAGAUGGACGAAGCUAUCGAAGAGGGUGGGGGCGGGGGCAAUGGACAAGAAGAUGAGGAAGAGGGCAACGAGAACGAGAAUGAGAACGAGGGAGGAAACAUUAACGGCCACAGGCGCCGCCUGGGUGACGACGAAGAGGAUCAUCACGAGGAUGACGUUGUUCGUGCUGGCGGACGCCGUGGAGACGACGGCAUGGAAGAGGACGUCGUCGAUCAGGUGCACAACAUUCUGCAGGACAUAAACUUCGUCGAUGGAGUCGAGCAGGCUGAGAGAGUGGAUGGCAGCAGGAGAGCCCACCACGACGAAGACGGCGAGGUCAGGGAGUUUAUGAACUUGAAUCUUUUGAACGUGCCGGAAGAAGAGCAUCGCUUGCCGGAGAUGCUGCCGGAAAAUGACGACAGUUCGCGGGAAUCGAUGGAUGUCGAUGAGCCCGGGAUGAUUGGUGGCCCCGUGAGUGGGAGUUCCGUGAGUGUUGUCGAUGGCGCUGGACCUGGCCGAACAGGUCCGAAAGGGGCCUCCGGUGGCGUAGGAUUCUUCCAGAGUCCUUGCAUCUGCGGAGAAAACAAGUGCGAGUGCAAUCGACCGGUGUUUUUGGAUGACAUCAAGCCGAAGAAAUUUUUCGACUGUGUCGCGGCGGCAGCGGUCGGUGGGGGUAGCAGCAGUGGUGGUGCAGGAAGCAGCUCUGCUGGAACGAGUAUGGUAACGGAAUCCGGGUCCGUUGUGCCCAAUUUUGACGUUAGCGAAGAUGCCAAUCAGGAGUGCAUUGGACUCGCGAAAGAGAGUGAGUCGGAGGUAAUCGCCGGAGAACUAUCAUCAGCCACGACUUCGAAGCGGCGCGCAAGUGAUGAAGCUAUUGAAGCCAUUGCUGGACCAUCCUCUUCUUCUUCCUCAUCCUCGUCAUCUUCAUCUUCCUCGUCUUCGACGCAUCACCGGGUGGAGGAGCUUGAUUUUGAAAAACCUGGUCCAUCCGGCUUGAACAGGCAUCGUCGGUUGUCAAUCGCGGAUGAUGGCGCCAGACCCUCCACUUCCUCCGCUCCAGUCGGCGGCGGUCAUGAGGAUUGCGAUGAAGAUUGUGACGAAGACGAAAAAAAUAAGCCGCCUUGCGACAAACCGAACGAUGCUGAAGUCCCAGGUCCUAGCGGAAUUUCCUCAUUCUGCAUCGAAAAGCAGAAAAAGGAUGCGCAAAAGGACGAACUUGAUCCAGAAGCUGCCGGUCUCGAUCCAGACGCAGGUCCAAGUUCGCGACGAGCCAGCACAGAGGGGGGAGCCUCGGCAGCCGGCCCGGCAGGCGCAAAUGUUCCAUCAGCGGUGGCUGCCGGUGGAAGUGGUCGUGCAAAACUGGUUAACGUUGGUGAUGGGGGUGGUAACGCGGGGACGGGCGGGAGACCUUGCAAGCGCCUUAAGCUAAACAAUGGCUCGUGGGUGAGCAAAAACAACAACAAAGCUCCACGCACCAUCUUUCACAAGGCACUGGACGCGGUUAGCAUGUCGUGGGACAAUGAGCACCUAAAGCGAAUCCUUGAGUCAGACAGCUACAAGCUAUCGAGCCGCAACUCGGUACAGAUUGCCGGUUCCAGCAAGGCGCCAGUCGCAAAUCACCCGAGUGCAAAAUCAAACUUCAACGCCAAUGGGCAACCGUUGUGGCACGAGAAAAUUUCAAUGACUGCGGCACGGAUCGACUCGUUGCGUUCCCACGGACACAUGGAAGCUGCCCUUCGGCUUUCCGUAAGUGUUGUACGUACGAUGCGCGAAAUACAGCGCGAAGCGCAGGCCCUUUGGUUGCGUCACAAACCUAAGGUGCCCCAGCAGCCGCAGCAGCAACAGGGCGGAGCGUCUUCCUCUAGCGAACCUUCGACAAGCACCGUGGGUUCAGGAAGCAGCAGUAGCAGCAGUACAUCCUCUGGUCAGCGAUGUAACUGCAUUUCAAAGGGUUUGCAGCUUACGGAACCCUCAUCAUCAAAGCAAACAGCAUCAAUGUCACUGCCAUCAUCUUCCGGGCCGUCUUCCUCCGUGGCUCAGCAACAUUAUGGGCAUCAACAACACCACCCCCAGCACCAGCACCACCAUCACCACAAUCAUCCGCAACCAUCGACAUCAUCCGAGGCAAAAUCCAGCUGCCAGUGUCAGACGCACCGUCAGCAACAUCAUCCUCCGCAUCACCAACAACAACAACCACAUCCAUCGACUUCAUCAGAAGGAAAAUCAGGAUGCCAAUGUCAACUGCACCGUCACCAGCAUCAGCAUCAACAUCAUCAGCAUCAGCAUCAGCCUCCACCACCGAUGUUUCCUUCCGGACCCAUGCUGCCGGACCAUCACGCGGCCAUCGCUCCCAUGCCGUCGACAAUAAAGAAGGAUUGUUCGAAGUGUCUACAAAUAAAAUGCUACUACGAAAUGGUUGGUUCCAGUUCCUCCUCCUCCUCGACGAAGCACAACAAUCUGGCACCGGGAGGCUGUGGUGGUGGCGGUGGUCCUGGCCCUUCUCAGAUGGCGCAAGGUGCCGCAAUUCAUCACAAUCACCAUCCGAUGGGUCCACCGGCACCACCUCCACCACCACCGCCCCCGCAGCCACCCCAAGGAGUAAUGCCCAUGCCGUCGACUUCGGGACAGCAGCAACGUAUCCACCGUAGCUCGAGCGCUGGUGGUAUUAUGUGUAACUCCUCAAAAUGUGGUCCAUUCGUUGCGGGUGGAUCGAGUGGAUCGGUUGGAUGUGGUGUGCCACCACAGCAGGCGCCGGAAAUGUAUCGUAAAAUGAUGCACUGCCCGUCGGCAGCUUCCCAGCAAAUGCCACAACCAUCAGGUAGCGGCCAACAGCAGCAGCAGCAACCGCACUGCAGUCGAGAUUAUCCUUACAUGAAACUUGCCUUUGUGCGGGGUAAACCGAUGAUCGUUCCAGUUAGUGGCAUGCGUCAUCCACAACCUUCGGGACCGGUGCAGCAACCAACACCUUCGACUUCGCGUGCGCAAAUCGGACAAAUCGUUGCUGGUCCACCCCCGCUGCCAGCAACGUCUUCCACACAAUCGACCGCUUCUACGACGACAACAACGGCUGGUUCCUCUGCGGUAAACCUACCUCCAGCUCCAUCAACCAGCUGCGGGGGAGGAGUGUCCGCCACCGGCUCAUCAACGUCCAGUUCUUCGUUGGCUCCCUCAUCGGCCGCUGCGUCGGCAUCGACAUCGACAUCUUCCUUCCAACCAAAGUGCAAUUGCCCCAUUCACAAGGAAGAACAAUCGGCCGCAUCAUCCUCCUCUGGGCAUUCAUCAUCGGUAGCACUAGGAGCUCCAGUUCCUCCACCACCCCCUCCGUGCAACACGAUCGAUGGAGUAGGUUCAUCCUCCAUUGGCACGGUAUCGUGCUGUGUCAAACCUAUCUGUUGCUCUCUUGCGAUGCCUGUACAACACCACAAGCAUCAACAUCUUCCGACUUCCUAUGCCCCUCCAGCAUCUGCAACGAUGGCACCAUGCGGUGGUUGUGCUUUACAUGCAGGACCACCACCACCGCCAGGAGCGAUUUACGGUGGUCUGUAUGGAGGUCCAUCAUCCUCACUUUCCUCCAGCAUGCCUUCCUGCUCGAGCUCGAAGCCUUUCGACCGGUCUGCGGGAAUGAACUCGUUCAAUGCUACCGAUUGCGAUAUGAUGGGGCAGCCGAAUCAACAUAAAGACGAUUGUCCUAUGGCCUUCGGAAAGGCAAAGGCUCAUGGAAGUUCCUUUUCAAAUAGUGGUGGUAACGUUUGUGGUUCUUCAAACCGAUCCACAUCCGCAGUCGACACGAAUGCUGCAUCGACUUCGACCGCUUUUCUUGAACCGAUCAAGGUUAAUCGGAAACCCAACUGCCUCUCCAAGUGCAUCGAUUGCAGCGUCGGAUGUGAGGUGGAGUUUCCGCUCGACGCCAUUGCGUGCAUAUUCGAUUGUCUUACGGAGGCAUCGCUGAUACCGGAAGCCGUCACGGUUCAGAUGAACGAAAUGAGUCGUAUAGCGUACGACGCUGGCAAUGGAGGUGCUGGGGGUGCCGGUGGUGCUGGCGGUGGCAGCAACGGCAAUGGAGCGGCCGCUCCCGAAGACGUCAACAUCAUUGCACCGAAGUACCGGCACCUACCGAUUGCAGACUCGGCCGAUCGGCAGGAAACCUACCUGACGCUGGCAUUUGAAGCGGCAAUCCUAGCACUUAGCAAGCAACGCAUCAUGCCCCAUGGUCUCUACGCACAGCACGUAAUCUGCAAGCAGCAAGAUCAGUUGAUACAGCGACUGCGCAGUAUUGAUCUGGACACCAUGCUGGUGAGCGUGUUGCGAAUGCUGAGUUUGCAACUGCUCGACGGUGGUCCUACCAGUGGGCUCGGUGAAAUGAUCCAUCCCGAGUCGGUGCCGAUGCAUACGCUCGCUCGGUUCCUCUUCGCCUCGCUGCUGAACCAGUAUCCCGAUCUGGCGUUCGAGAUAGGACUGCGCGCGAUGCGCUUCCCGAUACUGGAGAACAUUAACGAAGGAUCGGUGAACGGCAUCGAGCUGCAGCACAACAACUUCAUGCACUCGCCGUAUCCACGCUGGUGGACGCUGGGCCACUUGGAGACGCAGCAGUGCUCGCUCAGCUCGACGAUGCUGAGCGCGGCCAAGGGCGAUACAAAGCGAUUGUCGGCCGUGUUGCAGAAUGCACGCCGGAAUAUUCACAGCUCGUCGCAUCUGUUCAGGCUCGCACAAGAUGCUUUUCGAUUUGCAACGCCCGAAAAUGGCCCACGCAGCCAGACACUUCUCGGUGUGGCCUUCGAAUUGGGCCUGCAGGUAAUGCGAAUGACUUUAACCUGCUUGAACUGGCGUCGCCGUGAAAUGGUCCGAUGGCUAGUAACUUGUGCCUCGCACGUCGGUAUAGAUGCACUGAUGUCCAUCAUGCAGAAUUGGUACCAUCUGUUUACUCCAACGGAAGCGACGGGCCCGGUUGCGACGACCAUCAUGUCACACUCGACUAUCAUGAGACUGAACUUAAACUUUCGCCAGCAGGAUGAGCUGUCCAACUGUGCCCGCACGCUGGCCCUCCAGUGCGCCACAAAAGAUCCACCAAACUGUGCCCUGAAUGCGCUCACGUUGUGCGAGAACGACGCAAUGGCUUUCGAAACGGCAUACCAUAUUGUAAUCGAUGCGGCCACUCACAUCAUGACCUCUAGCCAGCUCUUUACGAUCGCUCGCUACAUGGAGCACCGAGGUUAUCCGGCACGUGCCUACAAUCUGGCCAUGCUGGCAAUGAAGAAUGUUCAGCUGGCCUACAACCAGGACACCCAUCCGGCCAUCAACGAUAUCCAUUGGGCAUGCGCUUUGUCCCAUUCGCUCGGCAAGGCGGAACUGUCGAAGAUGAUCCCACUGGUGAUCAAGAACGUUCAGUGCGCGACGGUCCUGUCGGACAUCCUUCGGCGGUGCAGCGUGCCGACGCCUGGACUGCACAACUUUGGAACACACGGUAGAGGUAACAAUCUGAGACAGUGCAUUAAGCUGAGCUACGAUCGGGAACCGCUAAAUCAAUUGCUUGAAGCGGCUGUUUCGGCUUACGUCAACACGACACAUUCAAGGCUCUCUCACAUCUCGCCGCGCCAUUACAGUGAUUUUAUCGAUUUUCUCAGCAAAGCGCGCGACACCUUUAUGCUGGCACGUGACGGUCCGGCCCACUUCUCGCGCCUCAUCGAGAACAUAACAAUCGCGUACAAAGGCAAAAAGAAGCUCGUGCGCCAAGUGCGGCAGCGUUUUCAGUUCGUAUGAACAACCCUUAUCAAUCCUUUCAGCAUGUAAAGAGCAAUUCGGCUUAAUCUCCGGUUGCAAGAGACGCAACGGUCGGUUUACAAUUUCCUUCACAAAUUCAGUGAUUUAAGUAUUAGCUAGAAUAACUAAUUCCGAGGCAUUUAUUGCCACUUUCACUAGUUUUCCGUAAAACAUAACAACAUGUUUACCUUUUACUGAAGUGAAAAUUUUCCGCGACAAAUACAUUUUCCACUAUCUAUUGAUUUUGAGGUUGGACAUAAAGCAAAACAUAUAAUGAUUUCGUAAGGAAGUAGAAAAGAAUUGUAAAAAUUAAGUGUAGCAGUAUUAUAACGUUAUGUAGUAUGAUUCAUUUCCUCUUACGCUUUUACUGUUUUACUGUUUCGUUUGUGACUUUUUUGAUCUAUUUUCUGUUCAUUUGAUUGUUAUUUAGAACAAGUUUAUUCGAAAUCGAACUCUGCACAGCACAGUUCGGCACGUGUUUUGUGCACUAUUUUUUUUGCGGCCAGUGCUUUCCUUUUAUCUCUCUCUUUUUACUCCGGCUCUUUCAGAGCCUUUUCAAGGCUCUCUGUUGAAUGUAUUUCGGAAUCAUUAUUUCCCGGUUCUUGUUGCCUAAUAACCGAUGCAAGCGAGAUAUAUACAUUGAUUUUCAUACAUACCCACUACCAUACUACACCGUAAUACAUUUUACUAGGAAUUGAUCUCAGUGUUUCGAUAAACAUUAUCAAGUGGCAGUCAAAAUGCAUCCACUUUUCAUUAAUUUUCAGUGCAGUUCAGGUUCUUUUGUUCCGGAUGGAGGAACUACCAGCGUCAUUGACCGACGCUGUAGUACGCGGCGCCAGGUUCCAAUAUGCAACCAUACGUUUCAUCCCAAAAUAUUAAUACAAAGAAAUAGAUAAUUACUCAGUGCGAGAUAUGUAGUGACCGUAGCGAGUGAAAGAACGAUGAUCAUGCCAAUCAUUAGGUAAUUUAUAAAAAAAACCCGAUAAAAGAUAAAGAAAUGAAUAGCAAAUAAUUUAUCGAAACAGGAUUGCCAAAAAACCAAAUGAAAAAUAAAACUAAAAACCAUCAAAAAUAGACAAAAGGCAGCCCAGCCACGGGAUGUAUUGCCGCCCUCUAUAAAUAUAUAUAUAUAAAUAUAUGUAUAAUUUAAAAAUGAAGCAACAUCGUUACACAACACUUAAUACUCCACAUCCGCGUUAAAAGUCCUUUAGAAAAUGAAAUGUCUAGCAAACCGCUUCGGCGAAAGUAAAACCCAAUUCGCAUGGAAAGCAUAAUCGGUGAGGACAUGUAUAAUCGCAUUUAUUUUACGUGCCACUAAGCAUCCCACGAAGUAAUUGUCAGGUCCCCACCCCCCGAAGUGAAAAGCAAAUCAGGUCGGAAACAGUGAGAUUAAAAAGAUUAAUGAUGUUGUUGUGCACAGAACCGUUCUGGUUUUCAGGCUACGUACUUUGAAUGGUUCUUAGUUUAUAUUAUUGUACCGUUUUUUUUUCCUUUUUGUUACUUUAUAUCUACCUCUUAGUUAUACAGGCUUACUUAUCGAGUAACGACAUACGCAUUAAGCAUACCUAUUUUAGUUAAAUACAGAACAACAUUAAACUCGUCUGCUAAAUAGAUGCGAAGAAGUACCCGUUUUUCUAAACAACGGUGCAUGGCGUUGUCCUGGAUCUGUGUAGGAUCGGACUGAAAAACAAAUUUAAAUACAAGUUUUAGUGAUCAUUGUAAAAAAGAAGUGUCGCACUUUCGAUAUCCACUGCCAUAAAACGAAAAUAGACGGUCUUUUCACUUGACAUUGGAUUGCAAUCAAAUGUAGAACUGGCCUUGUUUGAGCAUGGUGUUUCUUUAUUCAAAGGACCACACGACGACACCAGGACUCGUCGGAACACUGGAAAGGAAACUUCCCAGCAACGUGUUUUAUCAGUAUUAUCAAGACAAGAGGGUACGUGGGCUGAAGAAAAUAUUGUAAUCGAUUUAUCAGCUAGCAGUUUAGGUAGCCUAAUUUCGGUUUUGUACGUAUGAUGAUUCGAUUUUGUUCGCGUAGUUUUGUUGUACAUGUCUUCUGUCAUUAGAGCAACCGAUCCGAAGAUUUCCACAUCCAGCGUUUAAGAAACAAGCAGACAGAAAUGAAGGGCAGGUUAAUAUAGUUCAGAUGGAUCACAAAAGGAUGGGGCGACUUUUGCCGAUCUCAACUCUACAAUAUCGUGUAACAAUAGUAAAGAAAAACCAUCUCUAGUUUGCCAUCCAUUGUACUCUCUGUAUCGAUUAUCAUAGGGUUGUAAUGCGAACGGACCUAGCAUUUUUGAGACAUGCCAACGAUUGUUAACAACAUAGUCUCCCGUCCCAGGCUUCGGUUCGGGCUUGGGCUUGCUCCGUUCUAACAAUUAUCAGUUAACCAGGUUCCAAAGGACAUACAGAGCUGUAUGAUUACCAUCAAAGCUAAACUACUAUCGCUACAGAAACAUUAGUGCUAUUGAUAGCUAAAUAAGAUGAUAAAUAAAAAAAAAUAAUGUUAGUAAUACAAAUAAUAUGCUUAUGAUAAUGACAAAUGAUAAAGCCUAAUCACAGCUAUAAUAACAACAAACGCAUGGUUCUAUCAUUAUAGUACGAGAAGAAACAGUUCAGCGUGCAUGCAAACGCAAGUUACAAAGAUUGAUUCCCAUUGCGCCAGUGUUAGAGCAAUACAACAAAACACAUCCCAUGGAAUGAGAUUUGCGACUUGGACUCCAGGGUAUAACGAAAUCUCAGGACUGGUAAAUUAACAAACUAGUAAACUAAUCGCAUCUCGUAGACAGGGAUGCAGAUAAGAUAACAAAAAAAGGUGUGUGAGCGAAGAUGAGGCGAAGUCUGGCAAAGACAGCUAACGUGAAUCUGCACGAGACAAGACAAAUAGAGAGGAAAAUGAGAAGUAUAAAAUAAUUUGAACGAAAAAAAAAAAACAAAGAUAUGCAUGCAUAAAUAUAUCAUAAACGUGUGGGUAUGCACAAUCUAAAAAUAAAACAAACGGGUUUGAGUGGAAGUGAUUGAAAGAAAGGAAACAAAUGUGUAAUAUUAUCAAAUCGUGCGAACAAAGUACGGCAGUCGUAAACUUGCGU